This is a messenger RNA of Darwinula stevensoni, 2378 nucleotides long. Lineage: Eukaryota; Metazoa; Arthropoda; Ostracoda; Podocopida; Darwinulidae. The record is from the annotation of a GenBank genome assembly.
CGAAUUUAUUCCGAAUUUUUUUUUUCCCCUCGAUGGAAAAUUCGUUUCCAUGGGCUCUGGGUCGUUUCCCCUGCGCGGCCUUGCUUUUACCAUUCAAAGCCCUGUCCAGGGAAUUCCCUUUAUUUUUACAUGUUUUCCAGGAAAUUCCCUAAAUUUCGACCAGAUUCCCAGGAAAUUCCGAGUAAAAGAAAGAAGUUUUCCAAUUCGAAGCGGCUCGGCCCCGGCCCACUAUUUCGAUCCUCCGUACAGUACUUUCGAGUGCCCGCUACGGAAACCGCGAUACUUAAACGCAAUUUAGGUUACUGAAGGAGGACAAUAUUUAGUCCAUUUUCGAUGAGACCGAGAGAAACGACAAAAACUCAAAAAUGAAAAUUUUUUGUUAAUUUUCAAAAGGCAGAGCAUAAAUGAAGCCAAAGCAGUUUACGAAAAUAGAGUAUUGAAUUACGAGAGUGGAAUCAUCAUAUCUCCCGCCUCUCCGAGGGGUCCAACCACUUGUGAAGAGAUUGAACACUUCAUUUCAACGCGUGUCAUCGUUCAAUCGCCUCUAGUCCGUGCAGAUAAAGCGCGACCGAGCAUCCUUUAAGGUGAAGUGCAACAGAGAGCAAAAAUGAAUCCCCUCGGGUUGGGGACGUUGCUGUGCGGGAUGUUCCUGCCGUGGGUGACCCUCGGCCAGGAGUCCCUGUGCGACCAGAGCGAUCCCAGGACCAUCUACGAGUUCCAAGAGGAACUCCUCGACGGUUCCAGGAAUGUCAGCCUCUCCGAGUUCCGCGGGAAGGUUUCACGACUUUCAGUUCAUGAUGUAUCUCCCAUCAUUGAAGUUAUUAUUCCAGCCUGUCUUACAUCUAACGAUCCAGGUGGUGCUGAUCGUGAACGUGGCGACAUUCUGAGGCCUCACGUCCGCCACCUACCCCGAACUGAACGCACUCCAAGAGAAAUUCCGGGGCGAGCUCGUCGUGCUCGGAUUCCCCUGUCACCAAUUCGGCCUGAGCAUGAUUAUUCUCUGAUUUUAUUUCAGCAAGAGCCGGGAGCGACGCUGGAGGAAAUCAUGAACGGAAUUAAACACGUGAGACCCGGGAAAGGCUUCGAGCCCAACUUCCCCCUCUACAAGAAGAUCGAGACCAACGGGAAGGGCCAGCAUCCCCUCUACGAGUACCUCAAGACCGUGUGCCCGUCAACGACGAACAAGUUCAGCCGCACGGAUCGUCUCUUCUAUCAGCCAUUGGACAACCGAGACAUCCGCUGGAACUUCGAGAAGUUCCUCGUCGACGGGAACGGGAAGCCGUUCAAGCGGGUCCACCCCAACCAGCUUCCCUCGACCAUGGAGAAGGACGUGGCCCUCCUCGUCCAGCGGCUACGGGAAGACGCGACGACUGCGACGAACGUAGCGACGAAUGCGACCGUCACCCACCCCUUAUUUCCCUCAUCCGGCUUCACAUAAAAUGGAUCUCGAGAGAGUGCACGAGUAUAGGGUAGGCAUCCAACGAAGGAGCUCAACGAUCAGGAUCGACUGUUAUCACGAAUCGAGGGGGAGCUUAUAGGAUACUAUUUCCAUCACCAUCCGGACAGUUGGUGAUGGACAUUAGAAACCUCUCUCAAACUUCACUGGGUCCAAAUAACUCUCUAUAAUGACAUUAUGGAAGCAGGUAAUACAGUUGGCCCGAACGGGAUGGCUAGCAUGGGGGAAUCGUGACUUCUAAUUUUCCAUCAAAUACUUUCAUUUUUUGGACUUUUCUUUUGAACUGAUUGACAAACUAACCGAAAAUGCGACGAAUAUUUUAAUCCAGUGCAUAAAAAUGAUUCCGAACGCGACAAAAUACCCCAAUAAAUUCCCGCUCCUCAUUAACCUCUGUUAAGCCCAAUUAAGCGCAAUCCAAUGUACUUUCGUUUUGGGGGAUUUUCUUUUGAAACUGCAUUCCUGUCUUGUGUUGUGGGCAUUCGCGAAUUGACAACAUGCUUCCUGAAGGUGGUCGUAAAUUUGAUGAAUAUUCAAGUUUAUAAUGAAUUUGAAGAAAGAGAAACAUCGCAGUUCUACUCUCCGCUGACAAUAUGCAUUUUUCCAGUUUUGAAGGAAUCUUGAUUUUAAUCCAAAAAUUUCCCGUAUUUAGUGUCGUUUCGGGCCAUCCAUUUGCGACUGUGGUGACAUCGGGGGACAGGACCUCGCGACACAAAUGACGGGGUCCUCAGAAACUCCCGUAGGAGCGGAGGAUCCCCGAUGCCCUUGCUCGCAGGGUCCUUCCUCGGGGGAGACCUCCUUCGUGCGUUCGGCGUCCCCUCGGGAACCUCUGCGAGUCUCGGCCGCGCCGCCCCUGUCCUUCCCCUGUCGCGGCGGUCCAUUGAGCUUCCCAAUCGUACCAAGCAAUAAAACCCUCAUCGCAAUA